This is a messenger RNA of Oreochromis aureus, 7619 nucleotides long. RefSeq names its product solute carrier family 16 member 2 (gene slc16a2). The coding region runs from base 608 to 2302 and encodes 564 amino acids. The record is from RefSeq and is a predicted model, not a curated record. Gene Ontology annotation, molecular function: monocarboxylic acid transmembrane transporter activity; thyroid hormone transmembrane transporter activity. The transcript has 7 exons. Gene Ontology annotation, biological process: transmembrane transport. Lineage: Eukaryota; Metazoa; Chordata; Actinopteri; Cichliformes; Cichlidae.
CGGAGGAGGAGGGGGGUGUAGAUUUGCUGAAUGACGGCUCGGUUUGUGUUGACACUUGAGAGCCGAUACAGCCUACGGGAAAUGCACAGGCCUACGUUACAUUUCCACCUUGUAAAGAUAAUAAGAACCGUCUAAUUCUUGCUUUUAACACCGGGAGAUGUUGGUGACCGUGCGGGGACUGCGCGACGGGUCUACACGGAGUCGAGGCGGAGCGGACGUUUUCGCAGGUUGAUGAUCCUCUUUCGGCACCGAGGAGACGAGCCAACACAAGUAAAUACAUGGUAUUAGUCUGUAUAGGCGGUUAGGCAGGCUUGCAUUAAAAGGAAGGAUAGGCGGUGCGAGCUAAUUCCUGGAAAUACAGACCUCCGGCCAGAAUGACACACGCUACGUUUGCAGGUUGGAGUUUAUUCGCUGAAGUUGACGCUCAGACUUGGGCUGCGAGCAGCGUGUAGGAAGCUUGUGUGCCAGGAAAAACACCAUCCGUCUUUCACGUUUGACAGAUAACCAAUCAAAGCUGUUAUUCAAAUCGGUGCUCUUAUGUCAGUGACCUAUAUCUCAUGCAUGUGCGCCAAAAGCCCACAGUAACCUCUCCGCCAGACCAGACAGCAUGGGGACCAACGGGCUAGACAACCAAGCGCAGCCGUCCGGCGGAGAGUCCCGGACGCAACAGCCGGCUCCGGGUCCUCAGAUGGAGCAGAGGGAUGCCCCUCAAGACCCAGACAAGAGAAAGGAUGACCAGGCGGACAGCAGCGAGAGUAAAAUCGUGAAGGAGGACAGCAAUACGCAGCUGGUCGAGACCGGGUGCAAGCCACCACUCACGCCGGGUUCGGACUUCGAGGCGGGGGUGCAGGUAGAGAAUCCCGGCCACGGAGCUGGCUUCGUCCCACCCGAAGGUGGUUUUGCUGGCUGGCUGGUGGUUUUUGCUGCAACCUGGUGCAACGGGUCGAUCUUCGGGAUUCACAACUCCUUCGGCAUCCUUCACAUGAUGCUGGUGAAGGAGCACACAGACCCUUUAGACCAAACAUCCCAGUUCAAAGUGGCCUGGGUUGGGGCCCUGGCCAUGGGCAUGAUCUUCUUCUGUUCACCUGUGGUCAGCAUGUUCACAGACCACUUUGGCUGUAGGAAGACGGCUGUGAGUGGGGCGGCGCUGGCUUUUAUAGGACUGCUCAGUACAUCGUUUGCAAAUUCCUUGAUCCUUCGCUACUUCACAUACGGCAUAUUGUUUGGCUGCGGCUCCUCCUUUGCCUUCCAGCCCUCAUUGGUCAUCCUGGGUCACUACUUCCGCCAGCGCCUGGGUCUGGCCAAUGGUGUGGUGACAGCUGGUGCCAGCCUCUUCUCUAUGGGCCUUCCGGUGUUACUCCAAGAGGUGGUGGAACCUUUGGGCCUCAGCAGAACAUUCCAGAUCCUCAGUGUCUUCAUGCUGAUCCAGGCUCUGCUGGCGCUAACGUUCAAGCCUCUGCUCCCUGCUGGGGGAGGCAUGGGCCCCCAAGGAAUAGGCCCCGACCAUGCCGAAUCCCAAACUCAAGCUGAUGCUCAGGGUGGAGGCAGGUGGAGCAGGGCGAUCACCACCAUCAGGAAGUACUUCAAUCUGCGUGUGUUUCACAUCGUCACAUACCGAGUGUGGGCGUUUGGAGUGGCUACAGCUGUAUUGGGCUAUUUCGUGCCAUAUAUCCAUCUAAUUAAUUUUGUAAAAGAACAGUUCAAGGAGACUGAAAAGGAGUGGGUGCUCCUUGUUUGCAUAGGAGCCUCAUCAGGAGUGGGACGCCUCACUUUUGGAAAGAUCGGGGACCUCAUUCCUGGUCUACGGAAAGUCUACAUGCAGGUGGUCUCCUUCAUUGCUCUUGGCUUGAUGUCCAUGAUGAUUCCUCAGUGCUCGGUGUUCGCCGGGCUGGUGGUUGUGUGUGUGUUUCUGGGACUGUGUGAUGGAUGCUUCCUCACCAUGAUGGCUCCCAUAGCUUUCGAGCUUGUCGGGCCCAUGCAGGCCUCGCAGGCUAUAGGUUACCUUCUUGGCCUCAUGUCUAUCCCUAUGACUGCGGGUCCACCUAUCGCUGGUCUCCUGCAUGACUAUUUUGGGAAUUACACAGUGGCCUUCUCCCUGGCUGGUGUGCCUCCGAUGGUGGGGGGCGUGGUGCUGUUCUUUGUGCCCCUGAUCCACCACAGGCUCCAGCGAGGUCAGGCGUCACCAGAGGAGAUCUCCACAACUGCCCACAUGUUGCCCAGCGCCCCACCGGCCGAGGAGCCCAAGAGCUGCUCCAAUGGGGACAUCCUGCCCGGCUAUACUGAUGUAGAGACACACAUCUGAUCGCGUCAUACAAAGGGAUUCAGCCCACCAGCACCUUUUCUCAUCCAUAAAUUGCCCUCCACCUAACCAGAAGUCUCAACUGUGGAUUUCCUGUUGGCUGAUCUUUAACCUGCAACCCUCCAAGACCCCCCUCUUUGGCUAUUUUCUUUUUUUUUUUUUAAAUGCGAAGAGAAGUGGACUAUGCUCUGGCGACAAGCCACGGAGUGGAUGUAAAGAGGGCACAUCAGCGUCGGAGGUGGAUAAAAGCAGAAAAGCACAACGUAGUCUAAUCUAGAAUCGUUGUAACACAUACCUCCAAGAGGAACUAAAUGAAGACUAAAAAGCAGUUUUUCUGAUUUUAUAGCAUUUAAUCGUGCUACCUUAGCUUUUGAAGCUGUAAAAAAGAUACACUUUUGUUUUUAGAUCCUACUUCUGAGAUGAAGAGGUAUAUAAAAUAACAACUAGUGAAGGGAUAAAGUCAAAAUGUCUUCAUGUUGUACCUCAGACAUUUGAUUUCUUUUUAACACAAUGUGUUUUAUUUAGUUUGAGUAGUUAAACACGGUUAUAUCUUAAAUGAUUUGCAGCUUUGCUGUAUUCGGCUCUGCGCUUCUGCCUGUGUUUUCUGCUGUGACAGCUAGAAGAGAAGCAUGCGUACUGGUUGUACAUGUCACAGGAGGUAACAGAUAUUUCUACUAGUACAUGAGCCAGCAGAUACAAUCCACCUCAGCUCAGCUGCACAUGAGUUUUAGACCCUGGCUGCACUGUGUGUUCACACCCCGCGGUCUAAAACUUCAGCAAAAUUUUCACCAGUCUGCCUGCAAGGAGGACGUGUGUAAUUGUGGCAGCUGUUGAUUCCACUGAUUCAUAUGCAAUGAACCUUAGUGUUUUAGACCUGUUACCAGUUUUCAAUGUUGGGUCAGUGACUUUUCAACACCACAGUUAAUAGAGGGUAUUUCCUCCUGAGUCUGUAAAGCAUUAAUGUUUUUUUCUCACCAAACUAAAUUUUUUUAGCAGGGUGCUACACAAAUCUGAAUUAACUGUGUCCGACACAGCUUUGAAAAAUAACUGACAACAGUUUUGUGCUUUAUAGGUGUGGAAAGAGUUGGAGUCAAGCAGUUGUUAUGGGAACUUAAUGGCUGUGAAAAACAUAGACUUUAUUCAACUUUGCAAAAGGCAUUUUGUUUGAAAGUGUAUGUGUGUGUGGUUGCCUAGUGAUCUUAGUAAGGACUAGUUUGAGUUUUAGACCACUGAGCGAGGACAUAUUGGCAAGCCCUCGUGUUUUCACGUCCUUUCUGCCUGUUUAAAGGUUAUGAUGCGGCCUAAGGAUUGUUUACAAGAAGGUUAUGGUUGGGGUGUUGGUUUGGAUGGGUAGGACUAAGGGUAGGGAUGAUGUCAGUCAUGCAUCCUGUGCGUGUGUGAAUCUCCAUUUAAUAUUAGAGGCAUUUAUUUAAUAUGAAACUAAGUUGGGGUCUGUUGAUAAAGAGGGGGGAGAGAUUAAAAACUGCCAAAUGGCUCAAGCCCUCAUCAGGCCGUCUCACAGAUAAUCCAGCCAGUUUGCUGCUUUAAUUUAGCAUCACUACGACGGCAUCACUCAUUGUUUUUGCAGAAAUGGAAAAAAGGAGACAAAGUUGCAAUCUUAUUGAGAUACAGUAUUCCCUCGGGAGGACAAUCUGUAGUGGUAACUACCACUUACCACUUUGGACCACUUACCUCUGCGCUUUUAGAUUGCAGGUUCUCCUGAACGACGGACUUCAGCGAACAGACGUGAAGUAGAGCUGCAAUAAUCAGCUGUUUGAGUUACACAGUACUACGUGGUUCUAUGCAUAACUGAAUCGCAAAGGGGGGAAUGCCGUGGCAUUCAGCUGGUGUUUCUUUGUUGGUUUCCCCUCCUUGCUUUCACUGCCAUUACUCAGUCCGCUCCUGCUUGACAACAGAUCAGAGCAUAAAAGCUGCACAAACCUCACUGCUGAGUGUAGUUUUUAUAUGGACAAGUGGUUCUGGAUAGGAAACAUACACCUGUACCUCAGUAAUUACACAAUCCUCAGCAAUCCAGUUGAACACUUUGACAUUCUCCAUUAUUUUAUAACGUUGCUGUUCUGUGUUGAGAUUUUUCUUUUUUUUCUGUUACAGUCCGAGAGCCACAAAACUGCCAGUCAGUCCCGCUUCCUCCAAAACCUCACGAGUGUCUGUUUAGGUACCACAAAACAGUUGGUGCGUAAACAGUUGACAGAUCCUCUGCCUUCGUAUCCGUUUACUCUGUUGUUUUCAGUCCUCAGCAUUCCCGCUCUUCCUACACAUUCACUCAUUGUCUUCACCGCGAAUUCUCUUCAUGAAAUUGUCUGCAGCUGAAGAAAUGCUGUUAUUUAAUCGUCAGAUAUACUUAAUAAGAUGGAAUAAAAGAACAUAAACAGUUUAUAUAAUGAUAUGCGCAUGUUGGGAAGCAAAAUCACAUGUCUCUAGUUUGAGGUCUAAGGCUUUGUUAGAUUUUACUGGCAGUGCAAACGGUUGUUUACAUAAUUUGCAGCUGCUGCUGGCCAAUAAAAAAAUAUGGUGGUAAUUAAAAAUGAUGGGUUUACACCAGCCAUAUAAAAUAACAGUUUAACAUGAUAUUAUAGUCUCCAAGCAAAAACUCUCUUAUUUAAUUAAAAGAGUCACCUGCUGCCCAACAGAUUUUGUAAUUAAGUAUUAUAAAUGAUUUCAGGAGAUGCUUCUAGAAGUGCAAAUUCAGCAUCCUUAUAGAGUUGGUUUAUAUUUAUAUGAGUGCAUCCACCCAUAUGUAAAUAUGAAAUUUGAUGAGGCAAAUAUUAUUAUAUAAACUAAUCUUUUUUGUGUACAGCGUCAAUUCUACUGCUGCUCAAACUAAGGGCCUGUGUCAUUUAUAUUCCACAGACUGGUAAAAAAAAAAGUGAGAUAAAGCUAAUGUCGCAAGAUUAUGUCCUCUUGGGUGACCCCCAGUUGUGAAAAGUGAUUUUUCUUUAUGCACCAUUUGUAUCCGUCCAAACAAAAUGUAAUAGAUUUCUUUUCUUUUUUUUCGGUUUUUAGCAUGUCAUUGACUGUGAAGAUACAAUUUUUGCUUUUUUCUUAAUUUUGAGUAUGUUGGCAUCGUGUUAGUGUUUUCCAAAUCACACUUUUGAAGACGAAAACAAGACAUUUGAGUCACAGCAGAAACCUAAAUUGUGAAAACUUGUCUGCCUUACAUUUACCUAAAGCUGGUAGCCCGGCUGUACUCGUGACCGGAAUUUGUUUCCAGAUUUGAGACCAGAAUUAAAAUCGUAACAUUUUCAAAUAUACCUGUGCUACUUUUCUACUGAUUAUUUUUCAUUUUUUAACAGCUUCAUCCAGUUUCUGGUCAGAAGCAGCUGAAUGCUUCUUAUUUUGUAACCUACUGUAGAUUAAGAUACAGAAAAAUGACAUAUAUUAUUAUAAUUCUUUUAAAUUAAUCAUAAAUAAGAUUUUUUUUGUGAUACUACUGGAAAGAGAACUGUUGAGUUAGUUUGUGUGUCCGGUUCUGAAGGAAUACAUAAAGGCGGAACACCCAAAUGAAUGAAAAAUGUGUAUGGUUACAGGGUGUCUGCUUGGCUUAGCAAAGCCGUUUGAUCUAUGCAGAAUCACUGGGUUUGUGGUCCACUUCAUGAGACUGCAUUAAUUUCAUUCUGAUCAUGUCAGACUGUAAUAAUGAAUGCUUACUUGGACUACAAGUUGCAUUUGUCUCUGUAGCACUCAAAGCUGUAGCCGGUAGUAGUUCAGGAACAGCUAAACCUACAGUAGAGCCCCUUUUACUUUACCUAAACUAUGUAUGUACUACUAACACUACUACUUGUUUUACUUAAUGUUUUCUUUUUAAAUACUUUGUAUUAUUAGAAAGUUUUGAGCUGUUGUCAGACUUGUCACUGUUCCCCAGAAAGCUUCACCUUUUUCUCCUGUGCUGCUUGUGACACACUAUGCAUGUCGCAGCUUCAAAGAGGCACAUUAAACUCUAACGUACACGUGAAAAGACAAAGCUAGCAUGAUUCCCUAUGUGCUUUCUUGGUUGUUUGAUUCUUACAAAAACCCAUAGAAAUACAGGUCAGAUAAACUAAAUGUGAUUAUACUGUGUCAUAUUUACUUGCUUUUUCUUUAGUUAAUUUUUUUUAAAAUAAUAGCAUCAUUUCUUCACCAUUUGCAGUAGCAAGCCUUGUUAUUCCGCUGUGCAAUGUGUCAUUUUGCUGCUCUUCAGACCUCAAUCCCUGCUUACUGUGUAACAUCUAAAACAAAUAGUAUGUGUUAAAGCAUAGCUGAGGGUCUCUAUAUUAUACGCUGAGUCAUGAUUUGCAGAUUACUAUGGAUCCCUUCCAGGAAGAACACAAUAUUACAGGAUUUUUUUUUCUUAGGUGCUUUUGGUCGCACAUGCAUAAUGUAUAGACCUUUCCAUGUUCCACUUAACGGUCAAACGUUUCGAGCACUCCCUCCAUUUUCCAGGUAUUAAUUGAGAUUUAAGCACUUAAUGUCUAUUGACCGUAAAUGGUACAAAGGUAAGCAGUAAAUUGAAACAAAAACUGAAUUAAGAAAAUAAUUUCCAGUAGCGUUGCAGUUCAACUUAGCUUUGAAAGUAGAUGCAAACAAUUUCUCUAGAGACGGCCAAACAUCGAAAGGACCCAGAGGGCCAGCUUCAACAGGAACUUUCUGUUAUUUAAUUGUUAGGGUAUUAUUUACUUGGUCAUGAGGGAGUUCUUUAUCAUUAGUAAAAGAUGUAAAACAAUUAAAAAAUGAUUCAUGUCCUCCUUCACAUUUUUCAAAGCUGUGCAGUGGGCCAGAUUGGAGUCCUUGGCGUGCCUAUCCCUGCCCUUGAGCCUUAUAUUUGACACCACUGGUUUAGACAUUAUGUGAUGUAAAUAGCAAUAACUGGAAAAGUAGAGGUGUGCUAAAACUGUUGACUGAUUCAGUACGUUGUCUGUAUAGUUCUGCAGUGAUGCUCAGCUGAGACCUCCUCACAGUCUUACAUAUUUCAGUACAGGGAUCUACUUAACCUUCCUUCUCUAACCUCCAGCAAGGUUCCUGCAGUUAAACCUCUAUGGCCUCUCUUCACUUCUUAAAGCUGCCACCUUUUGUCCUUCUGUUUCACACAAGCUGUACUUUUGCACAAAAACAAGAAGCUUUUUUUAAAAAUAUAUCUAUCCGUUUUAUUCAUUUUACAAAAUGAUCAAACAAGGCCAGUGACAUCACAUGAUCUGAGAUUAAGUCAUGCUGCUAGAAAAAUGUAUGGAAUUUUUUUUUGUCAUAAUUUUGAAUCUGUAUCAAAAGAGGCACAUUUUUUUUUAUUUCUAUUAAACCAAUAAUAAAGAUGUAAUAUUGCAACUCA